AUGCCCACAUUCACUUCAGGUGCAUUCGAGGAGCAGAAUGAAGCGGUCAGAUAUUUGGAUGAACUGGUGCGAGAUAUGAGAAAAUUGAAUGCGAUUCAGCGAACAUCACCGCUGUUGUUUCUGCAUGCCAGAUACUUGCUUACCACAGAAAUGGAUCGAAUUUGGACAGUGAUCUACAGAAGAAACUUGUAUCAAUUGAGUCCAUCAUAUUUAACACCACAGAAUUAUUAUCCCAGUCGGCAUUAUAUGAGUGAAGAUGAGAUGAUCACAUUACAAGAAAAAGUUGAAAUUCCGCAGAAGACUGGUUACAAUUACAUUUGUCGAAUUUUGGGUCCUCGAGGUAAGACCGUACGAAGACUUGAAGCCGAGACCGGAUGUCAUAUUCUGAUACGAGGAGAGGGCUCGUUGAAGAAUCGUCGACGUGAAUUACGCUUGAAGAAGUAUGCUGGCUGGGAGCAUCUCACCGAACCGCUGCAUGUUCUCGUGAUAGCAUUCGACAAGGAUCUACGAAACUGUGAACUGAAAUUAAAUUCUGGUAUUGCCGCAGUGAGUGCACUGAUCAAUCCUACCAUUGCGUCAAAGGCACCCAAACAAUUGCUUCACUUAUCGAACAUUAAACCGGUCGUUUCAAGUCGAGAUGAUCCGGAGGAGGAUAGUUGUUGA
Messenger RNA from Anisakis simplex (herring worm), 663 nucleotides. The record is from the annotation of a GenBank genome assembly. NCBI's taxonomy places the organism in Eukaryota, Metazoa, Nematoda, Chromadorea, Rhabditida, Anisakidae.